Molecule: messenger RNA, 966 nt
Organism: Eremothecium cymbalariae DBVPG#7215
Lineage: Eukaryota; Fungi; Ascomycota; Saccharomycetes; Saccharomycetales; Saccharomycetaceae
Gene: THI4
Product: thiamine thiazole synthase
Exons: 1
Coding region: 1-966 (321 amino acids)
Source: RefSeq, a predicted model, not a curated record
AUGUCUCAAAUUAUUACGGAAACCCAGUCUUUGACAGUUAGUUCGACGACUAUCAGUCAUGCUUUAUCGGACGUUGUGAAAUCUGAGGAUUGGUCAGAUUUUGAAUUUAAGCCUAUUAGGGAGUCUACGGUCUCCCGUGCCAUGACUUCUCGUUACUUCAAAGACCUGGACAAGUAUGCUGUUUCCGAUGUCGUAAUUGUUGGUGCAGGUUCGUCUGGGUUAUCUGCGGCAUACGUUCUUGCCAAAAGCAGACCUGACUUGAGGAUUGCUAUAGUUGAAGCCAACGUAGCACCUGGUGGAGGUGCAUGGUUGGGUGGGCAGUUAUUCUCUGCUAUGAUUAUGAGGAAGCCUGCGCAUCUAUUUUUAAAUGAUCUGGGGAUUUCUUAUGAAGAUGAGGGGGACUACGUUGUUGUGAAGCAUGCAGCUCUUUUCACAUCAACGGUGCUAUCUAAGGUGUUGGAGUUUCCUAAUGUCAAGCUCUUCAAUGCUACUGCAGUGGAGGACUUGGUUACCAAGCCAGAUGCCAAUGGUGAGAUAACUAUUGCUGGCGUGGUUACAAACUGGACUUUGGUGACAAUGGCCCAUGAUUUACAGUCGUGCAUGGACCCUAAUGUGAUUGAGCUAGAGGGCUACAAGGAGGAUGGAACGAGAGAUUUAUCAAAGAAGCACGGUGUUGUGCUGUCAACAACAGGCCAUGACGGGCCCUUUGGUGCUUUCUGUGCUAAGAGACUUGCCGCUUUAGAUUCAAGGCAAAAGAUCAGCGGGAUGCAAACCUUAGACAUGAAUAGUGCAGAGGCAGGCGUGGUCAAACAGUCUGGGUCUACCGCUGGUGCCAGAUACAUGUACUUUGCUGGCAUGGAAACCGCAACUAAGAAGGGUGUCUCAAGAAUGGGACCUACUUUUGGAGCGAUGGCUGUUUCUGGCAUUAAAGCAGCGGAGGAAAUCUUGAGACAUUUUGCCGAAUGA